Molecule: messenger RNA, 962 nt
Organism: Nicotiana tabacum (common tobacco)
Lineage: Eukaryota; Viridiplantae; Streptophyta; Magnoliopsida; Solanales; Solanaceae
Source: RefSeq, a predicted model, not a curated record
ACUAAUGUCCUUAAAACCCUAUUCACCAAAAAUAUCCACAAACCACAUCAAGCAACAAAAAUCAAAAGAAAGGAAAGAGGAGAGAAAUAGAAAGAGCAAAUCCAAAGCAACAGAAUCAAUGGCUGAAACUAAACAAGAAUUAGAACCUCCUCUAUUCCCAACAUCACCAAUACCACCAUCAGCUACUUCCUCUAUGUUUUUCUUAAAACUUAUGAGCAAAAGAAGAACAUGGGUUUUUCUCUUUAUUACAGUUUACACAAUCUUGUUAUCACUUUCUUGGAAUUUUCUCAAAUCAGUACUUUCUUGGUACGAAUCAACUGUACCCCUUAACUCAACUUCAUCAGCUUUGUAUGCAUCUUUGGUAUUAGGAGUUGCUUUUGGGGUUUUAUCAAUGGUAGCAGCUUUAGUUGUUGUUGUUCCAGCUACACUUGUGACAUGGAUUAGUAUAUUGGUUUUAUUAACAUUUGCUGGAAAAAGGAGAAAGGAUUUGGUUUUAGAAGGGAAGAAAAUGACUGCUGAGAUUAUUGGGUUUAUAAUUAAGGUGUUGAUUAGAGAAGGGAAUUUAGUUGCUGCAAUUUGUGCUGUUCUUGGGUAUUUUGCACUUGUGAGAAGAAAUAAAGAAGAUGGUAUUGAUUAUUGACAAGGAGGUAACGGGUUCGAGCGUCAGCAAGGUAAGACGGCGUACAAUAGGUACUUGUGGUCCGACACUUCUCCGAAUCUUGCGCAUAUUGAAAAUUUAGUGCGCCGGACUGUCUUUUUUAGUAUUGAUUAUUGAGUUAAAUAAUUAGGGUUGUAAGAGAUUUUAACUUAACUCAGCUUGUAAAAAUAAGUAAGAUGUAAUGUUUUCUUUGGAUUUUUGGGGUUUUCUUUACAUGUAUGAUAUAUGUAAAGUGUUGUGCUGUUUGUAGUAACCUUUAUUUUAUUGUAUGAAAAAUACAGAGGAAAAGGAAAUCUAUUGACUA